AUAAAGGAAAAAGAAAGCUUCGCCCCCAGCAGCAAGGCAGCCAGCCAGCCAGCCAGCGUCUUCAACUCGGAUCCUGAUCCAGAGAAAUCCCUGUUGUGCAUCCUCUUCCCGGUCUAUCCGUGCGUGUGCGUGUGUGUGUGUGUGUGUGUCCUUUCCCAUCAUGUCCAAACCCUCUCUGCUCUUGUUGUGCCUGCUGGUCCCCAGCCUGUGCGACAUUGUGUCGACGUACCAUACAUCCAGACAGACCCAAGACCUUGCAACGUUAACAGAUCUCGAAGGAUCAGGGUCAGAUGAUGAGGAUGAAAAUGUUUAUUCUGGUUCUGGAGGAUCAGGGUACUUUGAGUUUGACACUGAGCUGAGAUUUACCACCAGUGUGACCCGGCCAGCUACAUCGCCACCCUCCACCUCGUCGUUUGGAUCCCUCCAGCCAUUUGCCUUCACGUUCAGGAAUACCGCCUUGGCAGGCGGCAGCACCGCCAGUUCACCCACGCCCGCCUCCACUGCCCUCACCACGGCAGUGACCACGACAGCAGCGCCGGCUCCCAUCACGAUGCCAGCUGCCGCUGUCACCACGGCUCUCCUGGCGACCACCACAAGCACCGCGGCCACCACCACCACCACCACCACCACCUCCUCCUCCUCCUCCUCCACGCCCACCGCCAGUACCGUUGCCAUGCCAGCUACCCGCACCAUUGCCCUUGUGCCACUGGUGACCGCAGCAGCGACCACAGCGCUGGCAGCCACGAGGAGUACAACCAGGGUCGGCGUCAUAGCCAGACCAGCUUCCACACCAGAUCCGCAGACAACCCGAGCAACGCUGGAAAACUUCCCGGAGGGCACCAGUAAAACCCUCUUACAUGUCCCUUACAUCACCGAGCACACACAAAGAGCUGACACCAGUGAAAUGGUCAAGGAGGUGACCAUUAACAACGAGGUGGAGGUUCAUGCUGCCGGUGGACCAAGUGGAGACUUUGAAAUCACCGAGGAGGGGGAAGUGGUGGACCCGGAGGCAAAUAACGAGGUGUUUGCUGCUGUCACACAGCCAACCGGGAGAGGCAGUGGCAAGAGCGGCCUUCCUGAUUUAAUAGACAAUGCAAUAGAGUCGGGGAGCUCAUCUUCAGCUGCACAAUUACCCCAGAAAAACAUAUUGGAGAGAAAAGAGGUUUUAGUAGCGGUUGUGGUCGGUGGGGUGGUCGGAGCACUCUUUGCUGCCUUCCUGGUCAUGCUGUUGAUCUACCGCAUGAAGAAAAAGGACGAGGGAAGCUACACUCUGGAAGAGCCAAAGCAGGCGAGCAUAGCUUACCAAAAACCUGACAAACAGGAGGAGUUCUAUGCAUAAACAAUUCAAGAGUGCCUCUCAUUGCUUGGACUGUAAACAGAUCAUUCUCUUAAAGAAUAAAAAAAAAACAAAAAAUGAAUAAUGAUCCCAAAUAAUGUCACUCGAGAAAAGAGUGGCAGAGUCAUGUUUUAAUGCUGGUCUUUUUCACGUGUGUUGUUGAAUUUGCUGUUGUUGUUCAACCCAAGGCUUCCAAAGGAGUUGGUACUAGGUGGAGCUUGAAAAUGCAAAGCACAGCUGCUUCUAGACAACUGCCACACUGCAAUAGAUAUUUUGUAUAGUGCAGAGCAUUGGGAAUAGUCCUAGUGACUGGGAGGUGCUGAAGGCUUGCAUAUUAAAAAAAAAGUUUUUUUUAAAGUCCAUUUUGCUCAUCUAGAAUGGUUACAUUUUGCCUCUGAUUCAAACAGUAGUGCAUUGUCACAAGGUUGUAUUUCAACCUUCAGAAGUUCUGUGAGCAAUUUAUUGGUACCACGUUGUCUGUUAUUCUCUGUUCUUGAAUACAUAUAUAUAUUAUAAUAUAUAUAUUAUAUAUAUACACACGCAAAAGUGAUUUUGGUUUGACUGCCCUCUGAAAAUAGACAAUCAAUAUCUGAUGUCUAUAGAGUUACUGUGCUGAAAUUGUAUGAAAGCUAAAUGAAAGAGUAUUAAAUUCUGAUGACAUAGCUGAGGUUUGAAGUUCACGAGACAGAUCCUUAAGUUAAUGUUGCUAAAUUUUCGAUAAGUGCGAUAAGAUUGAAUAAAAAAAAGAUUUGUUUUUGAAAAUGUUUUCCUAUCUUUAACGCCUUAUUCCCUGUGAUUCAGUCGAGUUUGGGGGAAUGAGAUUUGAGCAACUGGCAUCUCCAAUCAGCAACAGAAAAACAAAGCUUAACUUUCAAAACUAGGCCUGUAUCUGGAGCACCAGCUCUGAGUGCUUCCUGUUCUCCAAUGAUGUUAGCGUUCAUCAGAAUUAUUCCCAUCAAACCUUUGGGAAGAAAACACUGGGAAAUGAUGUGAGUGAAUAAUGGAGGUAGGAUCCUCCCAUUGUGUGUCUGUUAUUCUACAUUCUAUCUCUGGUUGCUCUUCUCAAUUGACAAAAUUCUUUCCUUUCUCUGUCACUCUCUCUCUCUUUCUAUUAUUCCUUUUUUCCCCCUCUCUUUCCUGCUUUCUCUUCUCUCUCCACCUUCUGGUCUCUCUCACUCUCUUCCACGAAUAAGCAAGAAAACAUUAUCAUCACAUGGUUCUCUCCCAAUUUCCAUACCUUAACUAUAAACUUUCUGUUAACGAUUGUGGUGCCAAAAUGUUAAUCAACCCUUUGCUCUUGCUAUAGGUGCUGGGAUUGCCUCGUCCCAUAAUCACAAUCUCUACUGUCUCCUGCUUAUUAAGCGGAGGCAGUGUUGGGCUCCAACACUGAUGACUAGUGUGCCAGCCAGCUGGGCUGGGGAGCAGAGUGAAGGCAAAGAGAGCAAGUGGGGUAAUGGGAGAGGUGCCCACGAGGCUACCAGGGAACUGCAGGAAACAAUUGAUGUAUCUACAAGAGCAUUGGGUAGGACAAUGUAAUAAAUUGCCAAGGGCAAAUGUUAAUCUUUGACAUCUGCAUGCGUCAUUGUUUCUAGGAGCAUGUCUGAUAUCAGAGUUAGAACAACUAAAAGGCCAAAGGUCACUAGCCACAAUAAAGUAUUAUUGGCUGGUGAAAUAAGGCAUUAUUAGUGAUUUGUCCCACUGUAAAAAACAUUUAACUGAUUCAUAGUUUGAGAUUUAUGUAGUUAAAGUUCCUGUGUAUUAAAAAAAAAACCUGUUGAAUUGACACUGCCUAGGGACGUAGGUAGAGAAAGAACCCUUUGCAUGUGAGCAAUGCAUUAAAGAGUAGCAUGCUUAACUGGAAAGUAUUCCAUAUGGAGGUUGGGGAACCAAGCAAAUCCUCCUCAGGGCACAUCCAGGUUUGGGGUAUAGGAGAGAUGAAAAUUAAAUUUCAACACUAGAAAUGUGAAACAAAAGCAAAAAAGAAAGUGCUGGAAACACACAGCCAGACUGCCAACAUCUGGGAAGAGCAGAGUCAAGUUAACGUUUCAGUUUGAAAUCUCAGCAGUUUUUGAAAAUUGACUCUGCCUUUGGUCUCUACCAUUUUGACUGAGCUGCUGCAGAAUGUUCUGUUUGGUUUAAGAUCCAGUGUUCAUGGUUUCUUCUUCUUUCUCUGGGGCUGGUGAAGAUUUAACUGAUAAUCUCAGAAAACGAGAACAAUUGUCACUGUUGUCUUGCUUGUCAUAAUCUUUCUUUACAGCAAUGAUGCCAAAAUUAACCUUUGGUUGAAUCUGUGGGGCCUGAGUUACUGAGCUCAUAGUGCCAACAGGAAGUUAUGUCCACCCACUGUUCAUAUCAGGACAACAUGAACACAGUGCCCAAGGGUCUUCCCUGAGUUCAAAGUCUAGGGCCUUGUGAGUCUUCAUUUGGACUCGACGGCAUUAACUCUGGUAUCAACCAAGCGACUGUGGCAAGUGGUAAAGAAAAACACUUAUAAUACACUUCCUGUCAACUUUUUUGUCAUAAAUUCUUAUUUAAGGUAAACUCCUCAGAUUGUAAUUGCACUCUCCUGUCGGUGAAAUUGGUGGGGAGAUGUAGGGGUUACAGUGGCAGUUGCCAUUAUUAAAGUGUUCCUAGGAAUUUAUAAUGGGGAGAAGGGAAAUAAAGAGACAGGAUAUGUGACUUUAAAAUGGGAACUGAGUCACAUCGGCACGCUCUGGUCCAAAUACCUCCUGCUUUCCAAACCUCUUUCACCUGAAGGUACUCUUCACUCCCUGUAUAGGCUGUCACAGGAGAUUGAAAUAAGAUCUUACAAUUCAAUCCAAAAAGUGAGAUGCAGAAUAAAGUCUGUCAGCAUAAAUCAGCUUCAGUAUUCCUCCCAAGGGUUGUCUCAGAGUUUAUGUAGGGCAGAGUAUGAAUUUUAGAUUUUCUUCCUUUGUAGUGAUUAUUUUUUAAAAAGCCACCAUUAAGCCUUCACCAGACAGCUCAACUAAUGUUUCAAUACUGCCUCCUAUUUCAGUUGCACUGUUAAUAAAACAAAACAUCACAUAUUUUGACUGUAAAUUCAAGAAAUAAUCUUUCAGAAAAGAGCUCAUACGUUGUGUAUAUAACUAUAGGUUCCCAAUGAGGAAAGGCAGGCUGCAAAAAAACAUUGUGAACACCAUCCACAAAAUCUCAACAUCUAACCUCCACCCCUACCUCCUCCUCUCACCCAAACCCUGCCUACACUGGCUAGUGAAUAGUCAGCUGAAUAACAGAGAGCAAAAAAGCAAAUGUUGCUGAUACUUCAGAGAUAAACUGGCUGAUUCUGGCUCUACAUUCAGGCUAAGUUAAAUUCAUUGAUGGAUCAACCAGGAUUAUAAUCCAGGCAAUGGAUUUAACUGAACUUGAAAUCAAGGGGAGAAUGAAUGAGUUGCAUUCUUCAUUCCUAAUCACAUGGAACUUGCAUCACAGAAACGUUCAACCUAAAUAGCUUACGUUCCAAGCCAGUGUCCUCCCAUCUAACUCUACCAGCCCGUCCUUGGCACUGGAGAGCUGUCGCAUUACUUGAAGCCAUGUCAUUUUCUCAUUAAGUUGUUUCUUUUUAUCUGACAUAUAAACAGAUUGAAUAAUAUGGCCAAUAAGCUGCACAAGUGCCAUGUAUUCUCAGUUGGGUUAGGUAGAGGGUGGUGAGAGCAACUUAAGGCGAUACUUGAUCAGAAUACCAGUAAAUGGGUCGUAGGUGAGAGAUCAGUUGUUAUAAAGGGAAGCGACAAUUUUUAUAAUCCCAUUGCUUCGGUUAUGAUACAUUUCAAAUCUAACCCCGACCUUUAGUCUUGAACUUCUUACCUUGGGACUUGGUAAUUGUUCUUGUAUAUUUUGUUGAUGAAGUGGAGGGAGAGAUCAAUGAUUGUUGAGAAGUCUCACAUCGCAGAAUGGGCUGCUCCUCAUAAUGCAUUUCUCCCUCAUAUAUCGAUUACAUUUUAUGGUCUUUAUUGUCAGCUCGAGUUGUCUUUAUUCCCAAGACAGAUUGUUGACAGUGUUGACAACUGAAGGUCUCCCUCUCUCUAUUCUGCAACAGGGAGGAGCAUUGAUUCAGUGCAUUUUGUUGGCUUCUUGAUCCAAUUGCAAUCACAACAGGAUUAAUAAACUGCCGUAGUGACUUGUAGAAACUCUGUUUGGCCACUGCCCUGUUAAUUAUGAUUGACUCCCCUCAAAUAUCAUACUGGAAUCGCUACCAGUGAUAACAUUAGACAGCACCAAUAUUAUGACCAUACGAUGGAAUGUUGAACUGUAAUGGACCUUGCAGGUAGAACUAGGCUCCCAACAAUAGUCAGCUCUAACUGAUAGCAGUCAUUCAUGUUCUUUCACACAUGCUGACUGAUUUUGAAGGCUAAGCCAGUAGUAUUGUGGCAAUACACUGCAUGCUUAAUACCCCCAGUGAUGGAAGUUUGCAUUCCUCUUCCUUCAUACACCCUGAAUGAGAAAUUAUAAAGUUCAUCAAGGUUUUGUAUCAGGUUCAGCAACUACCAAUUUUCAUACACCAAUUACACCUGCAUUGCUGAGGUGUCAGUCAUCCAGUCUUUACCAAUAGUCAGUAUUUGUACAGAUUUGAAAGAGUGAGAAUCAGUAUGCUGCUUCUAAGUUUUCCCUUGUUGUGUGCAGUGUGGUUUGUUGCACUCCGCAACAUACUCCGGACUGCUGUUCAGCCGUGCAGUUUAGAGGGAAUAUAGGCCACAAUAAUGGAUUGUUUUCACCCGGAUGGGAAAUUAAAUAGCCAGCUAUAACAUCGUCCAUGUUAACCCUCGAGGCUCAGGGCAGGAGAGGGACAGGGGCCAAAAUUUUCCCGACAUCUUGGAGUUGGGUUCCGAGGCAGGGCAGUAAGCUGGUGGGAAAACAUCUCAGGCCAGUUCCGCAAUGUGUUCCCACCUCCUCACAAUUUUACCAGGGGGAGCAUUGCAGCUCUGAUGGUUACCCACCUGGCAGCAGAGGUAUGCCAGUUAGUGGAGGUGAUUAAGUAGUUACAUUGCAUUUUGCCGCGCCAUUUCAGUUCUCCCAGGGAGAUCUAGAAUUGACCUCCGCAGUGUGCAUGGUGAGGCUGGUAAAUAAUCAGAAGACAAUGGGAAGCCUGCAGUAUGGGCUGAGGCCCUACCACUACAGUUGUCUCUCUUGGAGCCUAUUGCUGCCUCUGAGAGUGGUGGGGAUUAAGAAAAUCAUUCCGGCCCCUCCUUCAUCACCUCCCUCUUAUUGCGGUGCUCCCUCUUGAACCUGGCUCACUCCUAAUUCAGCUGCCAGCCUCCUCACAUGCUGCUUCUUGAUUGGCCCUCCUGCCUCUCUGUAACCUGCCCACCAUACCUGACUGGGCUUCGAACGCAGAGGUAGCCGGCUAAUUGGCCGCCUCUCGUGAAACUCAGCCAGCGGGUGCACCACUGAAACACGUGGGGUUGGGACCCAGAGAUGGUCCUGACAUUGGGUUUCUGACACUUGGGGCAAAAUUCGGCCCGUGUGGUUCUGUGUUUUUCCAGACUGGAUGUUGAGCAAGCUUCAAGUGCUGCUAUAGCUCAUGUCAUUCCUAUCUCCUUAAAUUCAAACCCAUCUAGUGGAGACUGUGACUUGAAACCAAGUUCUCUUUCCCUUCUAUUUCCUCCCGACGAAAUUACCUCAGUUGGCAACUCAUUGGGCCGAACUUUUCACUCGGCCUGCGGGCACAUACCCGACACGCUCGAGCGUCAAAUGGCACCGGCCACCAGCGCGAUAUUACAAUCAGCAGACGCGCACUAAACCUGGAAGCGCAUCCCCGCCCCCACCCCACCUCCCGACAAUUAAGAGGGCCAUUAAGCCCAUUAAGGGCACAAUUAAGUGGGAUUUUUCUGCUGCCCGUCCAACAUUACAGUCGGCACUUUUCAGGAAACCUCAUCCAAGAGCGGGAUGAGGUUUCCGUCGUUAAAUUAAAAAAAAAUGUUUGGACAGAAUUUUCAUGUUGUGUAUGUUCAGGUGACUGUUUCUGAUGAGUGGGCAUUUUUUUUUACGGAUUUUAAUAUCUUUAUUUUUUUUAGUUUUUAAGUUCGUCAGAUCCCGGAGACAGCUCCCUACUGUCAGGGAGCUUUCAUUCCGCAGACCCCCUGUGCCCUCGCUGACUUCAGCGCUCGCCCUGCUCCUGCCCCCAACCCCGGCAGCGCUGAUCGUAUCAGCGCGCACUUUGCACUGGCUGGCUGUUAAUUGGCCAGCCAACGUGAAGUCGAGGCCAGGGGCUGGUUGCUGUCGGCGGUCUGUUUCCUGACCUCCCCAGGGACCCAUCAAUCCCACCCAACCUGCCGAGCUGAAAAUUCAGGCCAUUGGGUCUGAAUGUACUGGACUAACCUGCCAGAGAUGAAUCAGCCACAACAAGCGCUGGAAAGUCUCAAUGACCCCCUGCUGCUUUCACAAAUAUCAUUUUUCCUCCUAGGCGUUGGAUUAUUUUUCAAUUAACGCCACUAUUGCAUAGAAUUUAAAUAAUGCAGGCAUAGGAACAGACAUAAAGUUUAAAAGCAAUGGCUUGCUGAUCCAAUUGCAGCCAUAUAAUCUACAUUGGUUUUCUAUCUUAAAUAGUACCUACUUCUAAUUUUGCAUACCAUGGGCAGAAUGUGUCAAGAAUUGCAGGUCAGCUUAAUUCAGUCUCAUUUUCUAACUGUAUUGAGGAAGUCUGGGCAAUGUUAACACAAUUUCCCACAAGUGCCUGGCCCGUUAGUUGACGCUGCUGCCAAUCUCAGUUGGUGAACCCAUAAUAAUGGGUUGAUGUGAUGAUGGAGGUUAGCUUGUGUGGUGCUUGGCGCAUUGCUGUGGUUUGGGGCUUAAUACACUGGAAGGGUGAUGGGAACUCUGGCUGCAUGAUACAUUUCAUCCACCAGCGCUAGCACCCUUCACUUCGAUUAACUCGAUUAACACUGCCAAGAACAGGUCAGGUUUGGGAAAUCUCACCAGAGCCUGAAUUUGUGAAAAUGUGUUGAGAAAAAGUGACAUGCUGUUAGAGUUCCUUUACAGAGGUUGUAAUUUAAACAUCUCCAAAUCAUACAGAAUGUUGGAAGUAUGGAGUCAAUCUGUAAGUUUGGGGGAGCAGGUUUGGCAGGUGAACAUCCUUGGGUUUGAUAAAAGUUUGCCCUCAUUCUGUGCCCAGGUUUUGGCUCACAAUCCCAAUCAUAACCCAAGAGUUAAGAUGACUGUUCAGAAGCUACAGGACCCACCUCAGUGCCCUAGCAAGGGUCAGUACUUUCAAAUGAUGUAGGUAGAAGAGGAGAAGAUGCAGUUUGCUAUCUCUCUCAGCGGUAACCUUGCUCUUCAGGUUAUUUCUAAUAAAGCUUCAAAAUCCCCUGAUAAGCCAUGUCUGUAAAGUUGUGUUCAGUUUGGAGCCACUGAUAAGCGGAGGACUACAGUGAAAGGAGCGCAACGUGCUGUUCAAUAAAAUGUCAAUUAAAAAGAAGAUUGUUUUUGAACCUGUGUGAAGAGAGGCCAAGUGAUGAGUGCAAAAUAGUGGCGUCCAUGUUUGCUUCCGCUAUAAUUACAAUUUGUGCCCUUCCGAACCUUUAAACUGUUCCUAAACCUUAUCAUUGGAAAAUAUGGGGAGGACUUGCUUGGUCACCAGCAAUACAUCAGGCAGAACAGGUCUGGAUGUAGGAAAUGUUUGGCCUGCAAACAAGAAAUUGCUAACACUGAGUCUGUCUGAGCGGUGGGAAAGCUAUGGAGAUACUCCAAGCUAAUAUUUACAGCGUAAAAUAUUCUUUUAAAAUCACAGAAAAAAAUUGGCCCAGUGACUUGAACUAUUUAAUGCUCAGCAUCCCAGUGAAAGUUGAGCAUUCAAGUCCCCAGGCCGCUUGCUGUUCCUGCAGGUUUAGUUUUUGUAGAGUUCUCAUUCUGCUGUUAGAUCAGACGCUUUGGAGAAGUGAGGUCUUCCCAUCCUGAGGCUGUAGCAGGUCGGGAGGGGGGAAACCAAUUCAACCCAACAGCUCUUCUUAAUGUUACAGUCAGAAAGCAACACGGAUGGCAGUGGUUGAAUCUUUAGGAUGGAGACUGUUGUACAUUGGUUUGAUGACAAAUGCUUAACAGUAGGCGAAAACAGCGAGGCAGGCUAGUGUGGGGGGAACAAAUCAACCCAGAUACAUUUACUUCCCACAAGGAAAAUCCUUCAUAUUUCCCAUGAGGCUGGAUGACAGACAGUAUUGUGGCAGUGAGAUCUUGCUGGUCAUGAAUUAAUAUCUAUCUUUUCAUUUUGUCGUAAUGGAGGGCGCACUUAUACCUUUCAUUUUUCCACUUAGAAUUCGUUUUGUGCAAGAAAUCCAUCGUAGUCACAGGGAGACUUGGGAAUUGUAGACAGUGCUCUAUUGAGUAUUAAUGGAUACACUUACUGUCAUGCUUGAUAUUACACCACUGUCAUAGCUACCUCAGUGGCAUAAGACAAAAAUAAUCAAUCUGCUGAAAUAGAAUUGUGUCCCACUAGAACACUGCCUGCAGGAAGGGAGAGUGGACCUUCUGAGACAGUCUAGGAACGAGAUAAGUUGAAUGGUAAAUACUGUAUCCGACAAUCGAACUAGCGGUGCUCAAGCUGUUUUUGCAGGAUUCAUUAUUUUGUCUGCAAAAUUUAACCAGUGAAAGGGUGUAACACGAUGGAUCUAUAAAGAAAAUUAGCACAUUUUGAAUCUCGCCCUCUGACAAAUUAUGUAAAUAGUUUUUAAAACCUGUACAAAUUUUAAUGGCAUUAAUGUGCGUCUUAGUAUUUUGCCUCUCUGAAAGCGAUGUUCAUGUAGGGUUCCUUGUGCAGCAAACAGGGACCAAAUGGAAAUUGGAACUUCAGCUUCUGAUUAUUCGUACAGUUGUAUCUUGUGCGCUAAUAAGUCCACCUUUGGAAGAAGCAUGUAAAUAUUUUUAAUAGGAAAUAUAUCAUAAAUGGAUUCCAGUUGUCUUGUAUAUACUCCUUGUAGAGUUGUAGCAAUCUAGACUUAAUAGUACCUGUCUUUCCAAUUUGUAAACUGUUUUAUUCCAAGUUGCUGGCCAUGAGAAAUGAUUUAAAAAAUAAGGUUUUGUCUGUUUUUUUAAAUUAUAUAUCUGUGCUGUGCCCAUUUAUGAAAUAAAAACUAAUUGAAACAUA
Carcharodon carcharias (great white shark) is the source of this 10430-nucleotide messenger RNA. RefSeq names its product syndecan-3-like. Gene Ontology annotation, cellular component: membrane; cell surface. NCBI's taxonomy places the organism in Eukaryota, Metazoa, Chordata, Chondrichthyes, Lamniformes, Lamnidae. The transcript is spliced from 5 exons. Gene Ontology annotation, biological process: cell migration. The record is from RefSeq and is a predicted model, not a curated record. The coding region runs from base 161 to 1339 and encodes 392 amino acids.